Molecule: messenger RNA, 993 nt
Organism: Nannizzia gypsea CBS 118893
Lineage: Eukaryota; Fungi; Ascomycota; Eurotiomycetes; Onygenales; Arthrodermataceae
Product: DUF124 domain-containing protein
Exons: 3
Coding region: 1-993 (330 amino acids)
Source: RefSeq, a predicted model, not a curated record
AUGGCGUUCCAAGGACAGCAUCCUCCUGCACAAGGAGGCUAUUACCCUCCUCCGCCUGGACCGGGAGGAUAUCAACAGCCACCACCACCGCCCCAGCAGCAGCAGCAGCAGCAGCAACCAUAUAGCUACCCUCCUCCGCCUCAAAAUGGUGGUGCUCAUUUCCCACCGCCCCCAAAUGCCGGGUCUCCUCCUCCAGUAGCCCAAACUCCUCCCAUUCAAUCACCCCCUCCUCCUGCGAAGGUCGAGAAUGUGCCUGGGGCUCCACCCCCAGGGCAGUUUGUUGGAGCUCAGCCUACCACUGCAGACGAUGUUGGUACAUUCAAUGGCGGGAGCUAUCGCAUUAGUCACCGAGACACCAACUCGGUUCUCACUGUCCAGUUGGCAAUGGGAUGCCCGUUGACUGCGAAACCAGGCGCCAUGAUUGCCAUGUCCCCUUCUGUUUCCCUGAAAGGCUCCAUCAAAUUCUCUAUGAAAAAGAUGCUUGCCGGUGGUGAAAUGUCCUCGUCAACGUUCACGGGACCUGGUGAACUACUACUGGCCCCUUCAAUGCUGGGCGAUAUCUCUAUCCUGAAGCUCAACGGACAGGAGCAAUGGUCGGUCGGCAAAGAUGCCUUCCUUGCAUGCACUCAAGGAGUAGUCAAGGAUUAUAAAAAUCAGGGCCUUAGCAAGGCAUUUUUUUCAGGAGAAGGCCUGUUUGUCUAUAAGAUAAGCGGAACAGGAAUUCUCUUUGUCCAAAGUUUUGGUGCAAUUAUAAGAAAAGAUUUGGCCGAUGGGGAGAAGUACAUUGUUGACAACGGCCAUCUUGUAUCGUGGAAUUGCAAGUAUGUCAUGGAACGCGUCGCUUCGGGUGGGGUGUUGUCCAAUCUUAGCUCCGGUGAAGGCCUCGUUUGCAAGUUCACCGGCCCCGGAACGAUCUACCUGCAGACAAGAAACCCUUCUGCCUUUGCAUCUUGGAUUGUUGCUAACGGAGCUGGUGGUGGUGGCGGUGCUUGA